This is a messenger RNA of Daldinia caldariorum, 1562 nucleotides long. RefSeq names its product DNA glycosylase. NCBI's taxonomy places the organism in Eukaryota, Fungi, Ascomycota, Sordariomycetes, Xylariales, Hypoxylaceae. The transcript is spliced from 4 exons. The coding region runs from base 116 to 1354 and encodes 412 amino acids. Gene Ontology annotation, biological process: nucleotide-excision repair; base-excision repair, AP site formation; base-excision repair. The record is from RefSeq and is a predicted model, not a curated record. Gene Ontology annotation, molecular function: 8-oxo-7,8-dihydroguanine DNA N-glycosylase activity; damaged DNA binding. Gene Ontology annotation, cellular component: nucleus.
AACAGCUACAGCUUUUAGAACAUCGUGCAUUAGUUUCUAAGUACCACCUGGCACCUAACUUAAGGUAUAAUUCACCUGAUAAUUCGUACCAUCUUGUCGUCCAACUCCUGGUCUCAUGGCUCCUAUACGGGCAUCAGAUUGGAGGAAACUCCCCUUAAGCUUGACUGACCUCUGCAUCGAGACGACUCUUCGUUGCGGACAGUCUUUUCGAUGGCGUAAAAUAGAUGAUGAGUGGAACUGUGUUCUCUAUGGAAGACUGCUCUCGUUAAAGCAGGAUAAGCAUCAUCUUCAUUAUAAAGUAACUUCGACCAAUGCCAUUCCACCUGUGUUAACGCCUCCGGUAUCUGCCAAGGGUGAACCUGAAGCCGAUGGUGAUGGUGUUGGUGUCGAUGUUGAUGAUACCGAAUCACUUCUAAGACACUAUUUUAGCUUAAAGAUUGAUUUGACAGCCCUCUAUAACCAAUGGUCCAAGUCCGACCCAAACUUCCGGAAGAAAGCUCCAAAAUUCACAGGAAUCAGGAUUCUCAACCAAGAUCCAUGGGAGGCACUCAUCGCAUUCAUCUGUAGCAGCAAUAAUAACAUAUCCCGUAUUUCUCAGAUGGUUCAUAAACUUUGCAAAUACUACGGCCCACUCGUUGGACACAUUGGAGAUGAAGCCUUUCAUGACUUCCCCACACCGCAAGCGCUUAGCGGGAAGAAAGUAGAAGCUCAUCUAAGGGAAUUGGGGUUCGGUUAUAGGGCCAAAUACAUUGCCGAGACAGCCCGUUUGGUAUGUGAGGAGAAACCAGAGGGGUGGCUUGAAAGCCUCAUAAAUCCCGAAAAUCCAGGUUGGUGCAAAGUGGUGACGCCCAAAGCCGCGGAGGUGCCCACCUAUAAGCAUGCCCACGAACAGCUCCUCCUUCUCUCAGGUGUUGGCCCAAAAGUCGCAGACUGUGUUUGCUUGAUGGGUCUAGGCUGGGGAGAGGCAGUCCCUGUGGAUACGCAUGUGUGGCAGAUUGCCCAAAGGGAUUAUAAAUUCGGAAAGAUUAAGUCAAAGACCUUCUCUAAGGCCAUGUAUGACUCCGUCGGGGACCAUUUUCGGAGUAUCUGGGGUCCGUAUGCGGGUUGGGCUCAGUCGGUGCUUUUCACCGCGAACCUGAAGUCGUUUUCGGAGCAGGCUUCUGCUAAAGCCGAAGUUGUUGAUGUGAAAGUGAAAGUGAAAGUCGAGGAAGUUGGAGAUGCUGCAGCGGUUGGACCUCUGCCCCGUACCCGGAAAAGACGUCAGGUAGUUGUAACCGAAGCCGUGAAGAUUGAAAGCAAUACUUCCACAGAAACGGUACGAGCUAGCAAGAGGACGAGAAAAACCAUGAGUUAGUUCCAAGGAACUACCUUCAGCAUGUUACCAGGUACCAUUGCCCUUUUGAUAAUCAGCCUGGGACAGGAUAUAGGAGAGAUAUAGACAAGUUUCUUGCCGUUAGAAUCAGAAGAGAGUCAGCAAAGCUUAAACAUCGAGGGGAUUAACAUUGUCUAUAAUAUCAUAGUAUAGUCAAUCUAAACUAAUACCAAUUAAAAUUCCCUUAGAA